Messenger RNA from Hymenoscyphus albidus, 1751 nucleotides. The record is from the annotation of a GenBank genome assembly. Lineage: Eukaryota; Fungi; Ascomycota; Leotiomycetes; Helotiales; Helotiaceae.
AUGUUUUCUUAUAACCGUAGCCGCCGCUGUCCGUGGACAUUCAUCGCAUUUCUUUUCGUCGCAUUUCUUAUUUGGCACACUCGCCCUAGUGAAAAACUCCAAAAUUUCUCGCCUAAACACCUCGCCGGAUUUCUCAACCGUACAAUUUACGAGAAUCUCGAGAUCCCUAUCAACUUUCGGCCUUCAAUCCCAGCAACCACAGUAACAGUCACGAAUACCAAAACCCUAACAGAAUCAUGCCCUGUUCCCACUUCAAAGCAAGUCGAAAAUGUCCCAAUCACGAAGGAAACAAGCUUCGAUCAGCAAACUGUAGAAAGAUUGAGGCAAGAAGAAAUAACAGUGAUCUUCAAAACCGGUGCUCAAGAACACUCUUCACUCCCCAUCCAUCUCAGCACCACCUUCCAACAUUUCACGCCUUCAGAUGUUCUCUUCUUCUCCGACCUCGCCACCACAAUAGGCCGAUUUCCAAUCCACGACUCUCUAGCCAAGGUAUCAUCAUCCAUCCGUCGCACACAUCCAGAUUUCCAAAUCUACCGUGACAUCCAACAUUUUCAUGCCACCAAUCAAAAUCUCGAUCUUCUGAAAGAGAAUCCAAAAUUGGGUGAUGACAGAAAAGGAUGGGUAUUAGACAAAUACAAGUUCCUCCACAUAAUCAAAGAAACCUGGCGAUUAAGACCGGAUAAAAAAUGGUAUGUGUUUAUGGAAACAGACACUUAUCUCUUCUUGCCAAAUCUCGUACAAUUGCUUUCCGGGAUGGAUGCCUCGAGGCCAUAUUAUUUCGGAUCUUUAGUUUCAUACGAUGAUAUCCCCUUUGCGCACGGGGGGAGUGGGUAUGUUCUCUCAGCUGCUGCGAUGCAUACGCUGCUUGAUCGCGAACCCAAGCAUGGACACGCGAGCGGCUUGGCUAAUAGAUUGGAUGUGGAAAUGGAAAGCUACUGCUGUGGGGACUUCGUUUUGGCGUUGGCAUUGAGGAAUAGGGGAAUAGAACCUAUGAGUAUGUAUCCAUUACUCAGUGGUCAAAAACCCUGGACAAUGGCUUUUGGACCUGAGGAGAUGUGGUGCCAGGCUGUUGUUAGUAUGCAUCAUGUCUUACCAAUGGAAGCAAGUGAUUUAUGGCGAUUCGAGAGAGAGAGGGAGGAGAGAUUAGGAGUGAGCAAUGUAAGCUGUCCCAUUUUUCUAACUUGAGAGCGAAGGGAAGAGAAUUUUCCGCGAAUGUAUACUGAUGUUCUAGUAGGGAACCACUUUCUCGGAAUUAUAUCACCAUUUUGUGGAACCAAAUCUCUUGGUUGAAAAAGAUAAUUGGGAUAACCUUUCGCAUGGUCCCACAUUUUCUGCAAAGAUUCUACAGUCUGAAAGAAUCAAAACCUUGAAAGAAGAGCAACGGUUCAAGAUGGCAGGAGAGGAGCUAAGACGAAAAGCGAAUAUGCUUAAUUGGACACCCGUAGAAAUGGUAUCCUUCAAAUCAUUCGAGAAUUGUCAAAUGGCAUGCCAAGCAAGAAAUGAUUGUUUCCAAUUCGCAUUCAUCGAUGAAUACGACGAACCGACCUGUAGACUAGGUUUGAACUUCCGUUUGGGCAAAUACCAACCCCCAAAAAAGGGAAGAAAGGUAAUGUGGAAAUCCGGCUGGAUGAAACAGAAGAUCAUGGAUUGGGCUCAGGAAAAUCCUUGCAGGGAGGUGGGUUGGAAUGGCGAAUGAUAAUUGCGCGUGUGUUGUCAUCUUAUGAUAUAUCACUUUGAAUGUAACCGAGGUG